Molecule: messenger RNA, 3426 nt
Organism: Nematostella vectensis (starlet sea anemone)
Lineage: Eukaryota; Metazoa; Cnidaria; Anthozoa; Actiniaria; Edwardsiidae
Exons: 9
Coding region: 729-3047 (772 amino acids)
Source: RefSeq, a predicted model, not a curated record
UGCUAAUGGUUGCGUGGCGUGUGACUUGUGACCGGUUUAGGAGCUGUUCUGGAUGAUUCGCAGUAAAAUAAGUUUCUUUUUCACGUUUACAAUUGAAUCUUUUUAUUUUAUUAUUGAACGUUACAGUUAAUUUCAAUCUAUAGUUUAUUACCAGCUUACUAUUUUCCGAAUAUUUCGAUGUUUUCCUUAACGCCUGUUUUUUCCGUUCCCCUUUCCUCUCGUCAGAGUUUGAUUUGAAGGUGUUACGUUUUAGAGUGAAAUUUUUGCUAGAAAAAUAAUUCUAGGUGAUUUUUUAUGUGAGAACUUUGUAACAGUUUGUCGUUCCUUUUUCGUCUCGACAGAGUUUGAUUUGAAGGCGGUACGUGUUGUUAGAGUGCAAUUCUUGCUAGAAGUGAUUGUUUUAUGUGGGAACCUUGUAACAAUAAUAUUGGGCGUUCCCUGCAUGUGUCAAGUUUUUGUGGAUGAGUGUUUUUAAUAAUAAUAUUACCAUUUUUAGUAUUCAGUCUAUAAUGGCUUUAUUCACUUUAAUUUUUGAGGUUUGAAUUAUCGCGACAUCAUUAAUUUCGUGAAUUUCCGUUCCAUCGUCUUUGGUUAUGACGUCACGUAUUAUCCCGAUUAAGUGCGCGCGUCAACAAAGGAUCUACAAUUUGAACCACCAUGGAAUCGCCGCAAGCUCACGAUACAUCAUGAAAAGGAAAAAGUAGGCGUCAUGUGAUUCCACCCAAGCUAUGCGCUGUUGGUUUUGGGGCAUUUUGCUUGUUUUCAUAGGAGUGAGCUUCAACGCUGUCCUCGCAAGCGAGAUAAGAUGUCCCUCCCCGCAUUACUUUGACAAACUCCACUGCGUCAAGUCCAAGAAAGGCCACGGCUACAGGCCUGGCGACGAGUGCGAGAUGAUGUGCAAGGAGAGCUAUCAGAUGCGAGCAGCCCCUGGUGCUCCUGCUAUCAAACACAAUGCUUUCGUGUCCAAAUGCGACCAAAACGGACGGUGGACGGGCAUCGAGAAGGGCUGGCCAACCUGCCACGAUGUUACCCCACCUGAGCUAAAGGUGCCUUGUCCCAAGUCCAUCACGCGAGCUACUGACCGCGACAGUGAUCUGAGCUGGGUGUACUGGGACGAGCCAUCAGCAGUAGAUAACUCUAAAGUCCUGCCUGAGAAGACUACAAUACCACGUGACCUGCAUACGCCCAUGCAAUUUCCGGUUGGCUCGUCCGCUGUCCAGUACACGUUCAAAGACGGCAGUGGGCUCACCACCACCUGCUCUUUUAACAUAGUAGUCUAUGAACGGAUGAAACUGAUCAAAACGUCACCCAAAGCGAUCUACAUUAUGCCAAAUCGUAACCUUACCCUCCACUGCGCCGCAAAGGCACAAAAGCAUGUCACUUAUAAAUGGUACAAGUCUGAUGGUCCAAUAGUAUCCAGCUCUCGUCUUACAGUAGUGCCCGGAAAAGGCCUGGUGAUGAGUAAACUGCGAAUGGCUGACUCUGGGAUUUACCGCUGUGAAGCAAGCAUUCCAGACGAUAUUGCGGGCGAGGAGAGCUACAGUGUACACUUACAUGUUACUUCCCGAAUUGUCUGGUCCAAGUGGGGUGAAUGGGGCGAAUGCUCGGCUGAGGGCAUCAAAUCUCGUCUACGACAUUGCAUCACCGAGCUAGGCCAGCCAGCACUUGGUUGCAGGGGACCGAAAACGGAGAGAACCACAUGUGAUAAUAAAUGCAAGGAGCUAGAGGAAUCAGUAACCACCAGCACACCUUCAGUACCACUCACCACUAGCCCCCCAGAAGUUAAGAAAAAGCCUGCUGCAGCAGCCCAACAUAGUUCUAAAGGAAGCAUGUUUGAGCACAUCGUAAACAAGGGGUUUCACUGGCAUUCUCACCUUGAGAACAUUACUGAUACCUAUACGGGAAGGGCACGGAUUUUUUUCAAGAGUUUCUACGGAAGACUUGCGUUUGGGAGUGUGCUUGGUAUUCUCCUGAUAGCGUCGUGCUGCUGCUGUUUCAUCUGCAUAGGACAUCACUUCGAAAAGAAAGAGAAAGAGAAAGCCAAAUACCAUCCCCUUGUCUACCAUGAUCCUGAGAAUCCACCUUCAACCAUCGACUACAGUGAUCUCGAAAAACUUGACAUAACAUCCGAUGCAGCUCAGCCGAAGUCACAAGCAGACGACUUUCUUGAUUCGGAAGACGCGAAGCUUUUAUAUGAUCCGGCGGAAGAGUCGUGUGAUCGGAAAGCGUACGAGAAGAGACGAGUGAUUCACGAGCUAACACCGAAGCGCCGAAAGUCGUCCCUUGCGGAGGCGAUACAGAUCGCCAAAUCUGUUAUCUUGGAAGAGGGUACGGACAAGGAGCGCGAGAAGAGAGUCUCGGAGAAGAGAAAAGUAAUCAACAAAGUCACCAGCAGCGGUAUUUGCAAGGGCUCGUUGUUGUCCAGUAUCAGCCAGUCUAAAGCUGUUAUCAUGGAUGAGGGCGUAGACAAGGAGCGGGAUAGCUGGGUGGCCGAGAAGAGAGACAUGAUUCGUGAUAAGACGCAGACUCGGCGCCGAUCACUCGCCGACCAGAUCACCAUUGCAAAGGACAUUAUUUUUGAAAAAGAAGAGAAGGCAAAGCAAAAGGGCAGAAAGGGUAAAAUUACCAAAUCAAAAUCCCAGAAAGAUCAGACCAAAGAUAAGCCUAAAGUGCUUCAACACAACAGCUCUCCCGCAGUAACCCAAUCACGACAGUCUAAAGAGUCCUCUAAAGACACACGAAAAGUCGACCCACCAGCACAAAGUAGUACCACCCCUGAGCCAAACACCUUAUACAGAGGCAACUAUUCAAUCAAGAAUCGCUCCAUACUAAGACAAACCCAUACCUUAUCGCCCACUCUCCCACGUAUUGAUAGCGACAAAGCCCUGGAGGAUAUCGGACCCAAGAAAGAGCCCUUGAAGUUCGAGCAGAGAGGGUUUUCAGGCUCCGUCGGGGGUGGUAAGGAUGUGGACGAAUGGGCCAAACAGGUGCUGGAUCAUGCCAAUCAAGGAUGGCUACAGGAUAUGUCAGAUGACGAAUCCCCUUAAAGAUAACUCUCUCAAAGUCUUUCAUUUAACUUGGACUACUUGUUUAAUCAUUGUAAAACUAAUUUAAGUAAACACACGUCACGAACUCUAUCUCUUGACACAGAAUGUUGUUAAUGAUGUAAUAUCUAUUUUUAUCAUUCCUAAUGAAUGCAAAACAUAAAUUUUAAAGUUCUAAAAUAUCUUAUUCACGUAAUAAGAAACAUGCUGUACUGGAACAAAAGGAUACGCCACCGUAAUAUGGAUGUAAUUUGUUAUUAACUGUAUAUUGAAGAGUGAACUGUUCAUCUAAUUCUCAUAUUCCUGCAAGAAGGGACUCACUUAUCCAGCCAAGGUGUUUUCUGUACUCUCUGUGUGAUCUCUUAUAAAAAAAGUAACUCGA